CGCGGGGUUACGUUUUUAUAGUGCUGUUUGAAUUGAGAAACCAGCCCCUACACCGUUACUCUCUCUCUCUCUCUCUGGGGCUUGUGGUUUUCAUCUCGCGGAAUUACAGAUAAUCAAUUCAACAAGUUUCAAAUUUAGACUUCUCUGCCUUGCUCUUUUCGCUGUUAUUCCUUCUGGUUAUUGAUAGUAUAAAGAGUUUUCCUCUUGUUCGGAUUUUUUUUUUUGGGUGACACGAGAAGCUGCCAUUGUCGAGUAAGUGGUUUUAGCUUGAGAGAAAAAGGAGAGAGGAUGAAAUUUGGAGAGGCAUUCAAGGAGUACCUACAUAGAGAGCAUGAGCAAGAGUGUUUCUUGGACAAGUGCUCUCAUGUUGAGUACAAAAGGCUUAAGAAAGUAUUGAAGAGCUGUAGGAGAUGCAAAUCAUUGCAUGACCGUGGCCAAUCCGGAGAAGGAAGAGGAGACAAGGAGGAUCACCAUUCAGUAUCCGCAAUAUGUCAAUGCCAAUCUUGCCCAUUAUGUGAUCAGAUGUUCUUCACUGAGUUGAUGAAGGAAGCUUCAGAUAUAGCUGGAUGCUUCAGUACCAGAGUCAGACAUCUCCUCCAUCUUCAUGUUGCUACUGGAAUCCAAAGAUAUGUGUUGCGUCUACGUCAGUGCUUUGUAAACGAUCAACAAGUGAUGGUACAAGAAGGUCGGAUGUUGAUAGAGUAUAUAACGAUGAAUGCACUUGCUAUUCGUAAAAUCCUGAAGAAAUACGAUAAGGUUCAUAGUUCUGUGAAUGGGAGAAAUUUCAAGUCUAAGAUGCAGGCAGAACAUAUAGAGUUACUGCAGUCCCCGUGGCUAAUAGAACUGGGGGCAUUUUAUUUAAAUUUUGAUGGACUUGAUGUUGGAGAGUUCAGUGAGUCUUCUGGUAAUUUUUCAGUUGAUCUUAAUGCUGCACGACCUGUGAUGAAGCUGUUCCUUUCAAGCUCUUUUGAGCUAGAAUAUGAUCUCACUUGUGCCAUCUGCUUGGAACUUGUUUUUAAUCCAUAUGCUCUUAACUGCGGCCAUCUCUUCUGCAAAUCAUGCGCGUGCUCAGCUGCAUCUGUGAUGAUAUUUCAAGGGCUUAAAGCUGCAAGGCCUGAUUCAAAGUGUCCGAUCUGUAGAGAGGCUGGAGUAUAUCUUAACGCAGUGCACAUGCUUGAGCUAGAUUUACUGUUGAAAGGAAGGUGCAAAGAAUAUUGGAAGGAGCGGAUGAUUGCGGAACGAACGCAGAUCUUGAGGCAAUCCAAAAUGUUCUGGGAUAUGCAAACCAAAUAUGCCAUUGGGUAUUGAUUAUCCGAUUCUUUUCAUUACGGCAAUCGAAAUUAAUUAGUUUGGAAGAAGGCCGGCGGCUUUUCUGAUCGAAUCUGCUGCUUGAAGAUCUUCUUAUAAAUUAAUAGAAAGAUUGUUUAAAUCCGCUGCUUGAACUUGCAGGAAGUUCAGGAAUACUUGAAUGCAAGAGUGACUGUUGGGAAAUUCUUUUGUUGCAUUAUUAUUGUUAUGUAAGUAGGAGGUGGUAGAACAAAAAUAUUUGUCGUUGGGGGAAUUUUGAAUAGGAAGACUGUAACUUAAAAUUUACAUGGUUUCUUGAUAUAAAUUUUAGAUAGAAGGAGUUUUUGUC
This is a messenger RNA of Carica papaya (papaya), 1636 nucleotides long. Lineage: Eukaryota; Viridiplantae; Streptophyta; Magnoliopsida; Brassicales; Caricaceae. The record is from RefSeq and is a predicted model, not a curated record.